AUGGUGAGAUGGCCGCAAGCGGUACUUCAACGGAAUAGAACGGUUUUUUCCAACGACUUAGGUAACAAUUGGAAACUCAUUUCUGGUAAAAAAGAGGGACAAACUCAGGUUUCUUGUUCUCAAUUUGAUAAUAAAAGUAAAUGGUGUUUUCCCAUAGAUAUACAUUUAGCUACAGCUGGAAUUCAAGAUACAAGCAGGGGCGUAGCUACCGCGGUAUCAGCCGUAUACGGGGCCCCCGAUUGGCUUCGACAUGCGGCGCAUCUUUUUGGAUAUGGUGUUAUAACAGUUCCAACAAGCCCAGGCACCCAUUUACUGGACUGCUACACUUGGAGACCAUUAGGAUCGUUACGGCAAAGAUUUGUACAGUAUUUCUUGGGAGGCGGUCUACAAUUAAAAUACCCAGAUAUUAUUAUCUCCGCCGGGGAAAGAUAUAAGCUUUCUACGGAGGCUAUGGGAGUUGUGUCCUUUAAUUUAUCUGUGAUAUUGAGGAAUUUUAGUUUUAUAAUUAUUGCAAAUUAUGUUCAUGUUUUUGGAACUACAGCUUCAAAUAAUAUUACAACAACUGUAACUCCAGUAACAGAAGAAAAUGUUACCACAACUUUAAUAUCAACCACUACAGAAAUAGUAACCACUACUUGUAGUGCAACCUCCACUUGUAAUGAAAAUAUUACCACUUUACCAACUACUACGACACCAAAACCAAAAAGCCAAGAGUCCAAAAAUAAAAUUAAAAAACAAACUCACUUGGAAACACCGAAAGAAGGAUGCAGUUGUAACAAUCAACGCACUAUAUGUGAUAUAAAUUGUUGUUGUGACUCUGACUGUACCAUUGAGGAUCGUCAAGUUUUUGGCUACUGCAAAAAUGAAGAAAAUAUUUUUUAUGACACGCGCUACUGCGAUUACAUAAAAUACAUUUACGAAAAUAAUACUCAGCAGAAAUGGCAUGUAAACCAGAACAGUUUGUUUUGCAUUGCUAGCUCGAAUCUGCCCGCAUCUUAUUUAAUUCAGAAAAAACAGCCCCUUUUAACAUUCGAAGAGGCCUUAUUGCAAAAAACAGGAAGAUUAUCUUGGGUUUCCCAGGAAUGGCCACCAGGUGGGACAGUGAAAAAAGAUCUUACUGUUGAUUUUAUUUACGGUAGUCCAACAUUUAUAAUCAGAAAUAAUAAAAUUCAAAAAUUUGACAUUGACGUUAGUUGGUUUACCGACGUUUGUAAUAAUAAGGAACAAAUCCUUUAUUUAAAAAAUGCUAAGACAACAUGCUCAGUAUUAAACGUAGGCGACGACAAUAAAAAAUUGAAUUUUAUCACUUAUUUUCAUAAUAUAUCGAUUUUGGCAACGCCGAAUGCAAUAAAUAAAUCGAAAUUCUAUGAUGAACAUUUUCAAAUAAACGAUUUACUGAAGAUACUCAAAGAUAAACGAUUUACUGAAGAACCGACGCGUAGAAGGGGCAAAAAGCUCAAUGUUGCUCCGGGAAAAGCUAUACAAAAUCCCAAAAGAAAGGUCUCCACUUCAUCAUCUGAGCUAGAGCUGCCAAAUGAGGAUGCAGCCGAUGAAGAAAUUGGACCGACGCACAGUGUUUCAAUUCUGGAAAAUAUCGGCAAAACCUCAAAAAUUGACAUUUUUUUUCAGAUUUUGCUUGUACAACGGGUUAUUGUAACCGACAAGAUCGGUCUGUUAAAAUCGCAAACUUUGAAUCGAGCUUUUAGAACAAUGGAGCUACAAAAAUUUUUUGUCUAUCAAGCCAUCCAUAAAUUAGCUGCCCCAACUUGCCCCCGGCUCUUUAAAACUACAUGGUCUUGGGCGCUCAGGCGCGGUUGUGGAGAAUCCGACUACUCCUUGAUAUUUUGCCGAAAAUUUCGAAAAUUGAAACACUGUGCGACGUGUAGAAGAGGCAAAAUGCUUAAUGUUGCUUCGAGAAAAGCUGUAAAAAAUCUUAAAAGAAAGAUUUCCCCUUCAUCAUCUGAGCUAGAUCUGUCAGAUAUGGAUGCAGCCGAUGAAGAAAUUGAGAGUGAAAGUGUGGAAGAAUGUGAACUUGAUGGAGAAGAUAUAUAUUCUCAAUCAAGUUCACAUUAUAACCAAAACAAACAUAAUAAAGAAGUUCAGAGGGACUCGAAUGCUUUUGAGAAUCCAGAAAAUGCAGUUAUUACAACUGACACUUUUGUAAUAGUUAAAUUGACUAACGAAAAGACAACAAAAAACUAUGUCGGCUGUGUCAGGGAAGUUGUUGAUCCUGAUACAUAUAUGGUUCAUUUCCUAAGAAAGCACGAUUCUUCCAAGAUGGGAGAUUAUUAUUAUUACCCCCAAACUAAAGAUGAAAGUGUCAUUGAAAGACGUCAAUUAAUCCUUGUCCUCCGAUCUGGUUGUCCGAAAAACAUCUGCUUACCGAUAACUGCUAAAAUUUGCGAUGAAAAUUUCAACGUUUGCGUAAACAUCUUAAAACCCGACAAGAAACUGGAGAUAUCUUGCCAAUACGAUUUAGUAAAAAACACAAAUACGUGUAAAAAUGUGGUAAAAAAGGCAAAAUAUAAUAUUUAUCAUAACGGUACAAACGGUAUUAAAUCGGUGGAGGUACUGAUGGUGCUAACUUUAGUUAAGUACGAAUUUAGUAAUGCGGAUUACGAGCAUUACAUUGAUUACGAAGUCAAUUUUCUUUGGGUAAAUCAAAGUAAAAGUUUUUCGGCAGUACUUUCUGGUAGUCCCGGGUAUAAUACAGGAAAGCCCAUUUUAAUUGGAUGUUCAAUAAAUUUCGGUAACAAAUCUCACCCAAAUUUCACCAUAUCCAGAGAUUCGUUAAAUUACCUAAAAAACUUUUUGGUGGUACCAAAAAAUAUUAACGGAGUUUGUGUUUUAAACAACCACGUUUAUAAUCCCAUAGAAUUUGGCUACAAUCUUCUGACAAAAUGCAAAUAUAGAGGACAAACUCAGAAAAUAAAAAACGAACACCCUACAAAUAUUUGCAGAAAAAUACAGCGUGAUAUUUUAUUUAAUUGGCUAAUUUCUGAAGAUGAAAACCGAUCCUAUGGAUAUUUUGGCGAUGCUGAUUCCGACAAACUAAGCGAUUGGUGGCCCAUUCUUUUGGAAACUUCAAUAAAAAACACAAUAAAUAAUACUAUUGGAAAUUUUAUCAAUAAAAACGAGAGCUUAUACUGUUUAAACAUAAUCUCUGGUCUUGAAAUUGAUAUUUUCCAUACCAGAAUUGACUUUAAAAAUUUGAUAAAUCAAGAAAAAAUAUUGGGCAUCACUUUUAAAUUUAAUAAAGCUCGAAACACGAGUUUUUCUUAUGAAAAUAAUAGUAUCACCCAUUAUUUUGAGAUGGACUUGAAAAGUAAAGUUAUGUUUUACGAUAUAUCUAUCCACAAAAGAAAAAAAUUUGUGGAUCCUCCAACGUUUGAAGUAAAAUUACCUUACGACUUUUUUUAUCCGUUUAUUAGAGUUUACAAUAAUGAUGUUGUGAGUGAUUACUGUUGCAGGUAUUACAGGAGAUGCUGCCAAUAUGUAAGACCUUCUGGCUGUCCAGUACCUUCAAGUCCUGAAUCUAGAGCAAGUUGUAGACGCCCUCAAAAAUGUAGAAAUGAUUUAGAUUGUUUAUCCCCAAGAAUGUGCUGCCCCUCAUCUGUUUGUGGAGAUACUUUUGAAGAAAGAGAAGAUUUCUCGAAGGGAGUGGAAUCCCCUCUUGAACAAUAG
Messenger RNA from Brassicogethes aeneus, 3684 nucleotides. The record is from the annotation of a GenBank genome assembly. NCBI's taxonomy places the organism in Eukaryota, Metazoa, Arthropoda, Insecta, Coleoptera, Nitidulidae.